This is a messenger RNA of Nicotiana tabacum (common tobacco), 1895 nucleotides long. RefSeq lists its product as uncharacterized. Lineage: Eukaryota; Viridiplantae; Streptophyta; Magnoliopsida; Solanales; Solanaceae. Gene Ontology annotation, biological process: transport. Gene Ontology annotation, cellular component: Golgi apparatus; membrane. The record is from RefSeq and is a predicted model, not a curated record.
CGUUAGUGGGUCCAUUCUAGAUUUCUCUCUCUCUCUAUCUCCCCUACUUCUUCUAGCAACAGCAGAUCUACUCUCACUUAUUUUCCAGGCUGAGCUGAGCUGAGCUGAUCUCUCAAUUGGGCAAAUGCGGUGGUCGAAGUCAGCUGGAGCUUCAGGAGUAAUCCUACUGUGGUUAUGUUUGCUCCAUUUCACAGAAGCUUCAGUGCAUGACUAUAAUGGGGAGAAAUUCGUGAGCAAAGGCAAUGCAUUUGUUGUCCACGGUGGCAGCGAAGGAAUUUACGCCUCUACUCCUAACUUCACUGAUUCUCCUUCCUCUGACUCUUUCAUUCGGUUUGAAAAGAUUGUAUUUCGGAGGCCAAAAGAAUUCUCAAACUUUAGUUCAGACCCAAUUCAUGCAAUUGUUUUUGAGGUGGAUGAUCGAGAGUCAAUUGGGGGCUCAGCCUACGGUGGCCAAAGAGCUGUUUGUUGCACAGCAGAUCUUGCAAAACUUGGAGUUUGUACACAAGGGCAAAUUAUUCACCGCCCAUCUGCUAAUAAUCCUGGAUGGCCUAAAGUUUUUAGUGCCUCAUUCAGCACUGAUGAGGUUGAAGUAGCACUGCAGUCAAGAUCGAUCCCUAUUACAAAAACUGGGAUGUAUAAUGUGUAUUUUAUUCACUGUGAACCAUAUCUUAAGGAUAUUAAUGUUGAAGGGAAAACCAUAUGGAAGAAUCCUACUGGUUACCUACCUGGUAGAAUGGCCCCCCUUAUGAACUUCUAUGGGUUCAUGUCUCUUGCAUUCGUGUUACUUGGGAUCUUUUGGUUUUCGCAGUAUGCAAGAUUCUGGAGAGAAGUUAUUCCUCUACAAAAUUGUAUUACACUCGUGAUAACAUUGGGCAUGCUUGAAAUGGCCUUUUGGUACUUUGACUAUGCUGAAUUCAAUGAAACUGGAGUCAGGCCCACUGGUACCACUGUAUGGGCUGUGACCUUUGGUACAGUAAAGCGCACAGUUUCACGUUUGGUCAUUCUGAUGGUCUCUAUGGGCUUUGGUGUCGUUAGACCUACUUUAGGUGGUCUCACAUCGAAGGUCCUUUUGCUUGGAGGAACUUUCUUUUUGGCUUCUGAAGUGCUUGAACUGGUAGAAAAUGUUGGUGCAGUCAGUGAUUUCUCAGGAAAAGCAAGGAUAUUUUUCGUACUUCCUGUGGCAUUCUUGGAUGCUUUCUUUAUCCUUUGGAUAUUCACCUCCCUGUCAGCAACUUUGAAUAAGCUUCAGGCUAGAAGGUUGUUGGCCAAAUUAGACAUUUACCGGAAGUUCACAAAUGCAUUGGUCGUCGCUGUUAUUGUAUCUGUUGGAUGGACGUGCUACGAGCUAUACUUCAAGUCCACUGAUGUGUACAAUGAGCGAUGGCAAAAUGCCUGGAUUAUUCCUGCCUUCUGGCAAGUACUAUCUUUCUCUCUCCUUUGCAUAAUCUGCGCUCUUUGGGCACCAUCUCAAAACUCCAUGAGAUAUGCCUAUUCCGAUGAUGGUGAAGAGUUCGACAAGGACGUUACAUUGACACUCAUAAAGCCCUCCCCUCUGCCAAAGGAUGUUAGAAGCCAACCUGAAGUGAGGCCAACACUGGGUAACGAUGGGUUCCCUAAUGGUGAUGAGGUAGAAGACAAGACAGAGUAAAGCAAGACACAAAUUUUUUAUUAGUAUGAUAAAGAGAGAGGUGCCAUGAGUUGAGUAAAUUGUUGUUAGAAUCUUGUAGCCCGUAUUGUCUGUAUAAAAAGUACGAAGGUUAAUCAGAAGAAGGCAAUAGGUAAGACAAAUUUGUAUUUUGUUUUUCAAAAGAAAUGUUCGUUUAUCUUAUAAGAUGUUACAACAUCGAAGAAUUAAUUACAGAAUGGCUUGAUCUCUCUUGCCACUCUUAUAUUUA